GUUAUGACUAAAUUUCAUUUUUAUUAAUGUAUAUAUGUUCAAUAAUUAUUUCGCCUUUUAUGUGCAGGGAUUGAAGUGAUUAAAAAUGAAAGAAUCAUUUUUCUCAAAUGUUCGUGAGUUGCUAGCAGAUUAUGCACAACGCACUGUCACUCGCAUAAACGAAUUCCCAACCCUUUUAGAUUCUCUCCAAAGAAACUUGGACUCGUUGAUUGCGAAAGAAUCCGAUGUUAAGGACCAAAUCAAACUCGCGGAGCAAUCCGGUAAACGGAAAAGGAAACGAGAAGUCGAGAAUUGGUUAACGGAGGUACAAAACAUCGAAACUAAAUUGCGUAGUUUGGAGAAUGAAUUACAAUCACAAGGAUUCGUUAGCAGGUUCCUUAUCGGAGGUGAAGCCGAAAAGUUGAAACAAAGAGUCGAUGAACUUGUUGACCAAAGUCAACAUUUUGGCGAACUUGUGCUUCACGUUUACGAAAUCCGUGGGGAGGCAUUCUCGAUAACUAAGAUGGUAGGUAAAUUAUUUGAGGAAAAUGUGGAGAGAAUAUGGAGUUUUUUAGUGAAUGAUAAAGUUUCGAGUAUCGGGAUUUACGGUAUGGGUGGUGUGGGCAAGACGACUUUGACGAAACACAUCCACUACCGACUCAUAGAAACUCAAGAAAGUGUGUUUUGGGUAACAAUGUCUCGAGAGUUUACCGUAACGAUGUUACAAGAUAAAAUUGCCGAUGUUAUAAAGUUGGACCUUUCGGACGAGUGCAAUGAAGACAAACGAGCGGCAAGAUUGCACGAAGCUCUACUAUCACUAAACGAGAAGUUUGUCUUAAUAUUAGACGAUUUAUGGGAAGGUGUUAGUUUGGAGAAGAUGGGAGAUCCUCUACGCGUGGACGGUUGUCAAUUGAUUAUAACAACCCGAUCGUUGAAUGUUUGUCGCCAAAUGAAUUGUCAAGAAAUUAUCGAAGUGGAGACACUAGAUACGGAUGAAGCGUGGGAGUUGUUUGGUGAAAUACAUGGUCGACAAACGACACUAAAUCCACAAGUACGAGAGAUUGCAAAGUCUAUGGUGGCAAUGUGCGACGGUUUGCCCCUAUCGAUAAUCACCUUAGCCGGAAGCAUGAGGGGCGAGACCGUAAUUCAUGCAUGGAGAGAUGCAAUGGAGGAGCUACGAGAAUCCGUUAUGGGGGGCAAUGACGAUAUGGAUGAUAAGGUUUUUAAAAUUAUUAAAUACAAUAUCGAUCGAUUGGAUCCGAUGUUACGACUUUGCUUCUUGUGUUGCUCUUUGUAUCCACAAGAUCAUAAAAUCCCACGAAGCGAAUUGAUCAAGAAUUUCAUUUUAGAGGAGUUUGUGGACGGAAGAACGAGUAUGAAAUCACAAUUCGAAAAAGGCCAUUCCAUACUCGAUAAAUUAGUGAGUCUUCGCUUACUCGAAAGUACUCGUGUUGUUGAUGAGCGUGAUAGUGUGAAGAUGCACGAUCUAGUAAGAACCGUCGCCCUAAAAAUUACCGAAGGUAAAACUAAAGUAAUAGGCGGCCAUUGUGUUUUGAAGGAAAUUCCGAACGAAGAAUUAUGGUCAACAGAUCUCGAGACAAUUUCUUUGAUGCAUAACGACGUAAACGAAAUUCCGAUUGGAGUAUCUCCGAAUUGUCCUAAUCUUUCGACGUUGCUUUUACAGAGGAAUCUACACUUGCGUUCUAUAGCGGAUUCGUUUUUCUCACAAAUGCGGAGCUUACGCACUCUUAAUUUAUCCGAAACCGAUAUCGAGGUAUUGCCCGAUUCUUUAUCUAACUUGGAGAGACUUAAAGCUUUAAUCCUAGAAAACUGCGCGAGUCUCGUGUACGUGCCCUACUUAGGAAAGAUGAAGGAACUAACACAACUAGACCUUUCGCAUACAUCAAUCAUGGAAGUUCCUCGUGGAAUGGAAAAACUCGUCAAUCUCAAAUUCUUAUCGAUGAAAAAUGCGUACAAUAAGUUGGAGAUUUUCCCAACCGGUUUAUUACCGAAUCUCGAAAAACUCCAAUGUCUCCAUAUUCCGUACGAAGUGGUGGCACCGAUAGAAGACAUCGAGUGUUUGCAACAACUUGAGGAGUUCGAAGGGCGAGUGAGAAACGUGCAUGAUUUUAAUCGGUUCGUUAAAUAUCGAGAAAAUAGGGUGCACUCUGUAAGCUAUUGUAUCGAAGUGGGAAACGAGCAUCUUGGCGAUGAAGAAGAAGACGACUAUGCAGACUCUGUUGAGUGCCUGGGCUAUACUACUGUGGUUUUCUUCAAAACAGAUUUUUCCGAUGAAGAAAUGAUUAUUAUAUUGCCAAACGGAAUUGGAUUCGUUAAAUUUUACGAGUGCGAGGGUUUAAGCAACUGCUUUUCGGACGGCUUCGAAAUUCCAAGUUCGCUUCACACUUUGGAAAUCAAGAAGUGUGGAAAAAUAGAAUGUAUUCUGAAAAACGAUCGACAUUCGGUAGCUCUCGAACACGUUACGCUAGCCAACUUGCCCGAUUUUAUGGGUGUGAUUCACAAGCAAAAUAUAGAAGCUGCAUUUGUGGGACCGCCUCGACUUUCGUCCCUUAAAUCUCUUUGGAUUUCCGAGUGUAACAAGAUGAAGAAGCUAGGGUUACCAGCUUCGGAACUUCCGAACCUAGAAACACUCUCAAUUAAGAAAUGUUCGGAUAUUGAAGAGAUAAUAGAAGACGCAGAAGAAGGGGGAAAUAUUCCCACAAUCUCUCUUCCGAAAUUGAAAUGGUUAGAGCUAUACAAGCUGCCAAGAUUGAGAAGCAUAUGCAACACAACGAUGGUUUGCGAUUCAAUUCAUAUGAUUAGUUUGUCGAGCUGUUUGUUGUUAAAGAAAGUGCCGUUGUAUUUUCCUAGAGAUGAUGAUGUCAUUAACGAUGGACUAAUUUAUUCUGCUCCGACGACUCUAAAAGGAAUCGAGCUAGGCGAAGACGAGGAAAAAUGGUGGGAAUCGUUGGAGUGGGACCAUCCUUCGCACAAGAAUCUCGUACAACCGUUGGUUACGUUCGAGAGUUCAUCUCAAGUUUUCUACUAUCUGCAGCUGCAGGUGUUCGUUCUACUUGGAAUUUUUAAGAGAACAUUCCAUGGAAUCGAGAAAAUUAUGUUGGAUUUAACACCACAAGGGAUCAUCACUGUAGCUGGAAGCAUGAGGGGUGUGACUGCAGUUCAUGCAUGGAGAGAUGCAAUGGAGGAACUACAAGAAUCUGCUACGGGGAACGACCGUAUGGAUGUUAAAGUUUUUAAAGUUCUCAAGUAUAGUUUUGAUCAAUUGGUUCCAAAAAACGAGGACGGAUACAGGGAAUUACAACAUUGUUUUUUGUAUUGCUCAUUGUAUCCGGAAGACUAUCUCAUACCGCGACAGGAAUUAAUCAGAAGAUUCAUUUCAGAAGAGUUGGUCGACAAAAGAAAGAGUAUGAAAGCACAAUUCGACAAGGGCCAUUCCGUACUUGAUAAAUUAGUGAAUGUUUGUUUACUCGAAAGGUCUCGUGAUUACGAUGACCGUGAUUGUGUGAAGAUGCACGAUCUAGUAAGAACCAUGGCCAUGAAGAUUACCGAAGGUAAAUCCAAGGUAAUAGCCGGGUUUUACGACCAUUUGAAGGAAAUUCCGAGUGAAGAAGUGUGGACGAAGGAUCUCGAGAAGAUGUCGUUAAUGCAUAACGACAUAAAGGAAAUCCCCGAUGGAAUAUCUCCCUAUUGUCCUAAGCUCUCAACAUUGCUAUUGAGUUGGAAUGUCGAAUUGCAUUACGUAGCGGAUUCGUUUUUCUCGAAAAUGCAUGGCCUACGCACUCUCGAUUUGUCUUACACCGGUAUUAAGGAGCUGCCGGAUUCUUUAUCCGAUUUGGAGAGUCUCAAAGCCUUGAUCCUUGGGAAUUGCAGUAGUCUUGUACACGUAUCUGAUUUGGGAAAGAUGAAGGCACUAAAGGAACUCGACCUGUCGUUUACACAAAUAACGGAAGUACCUCCAGGAAUGGAAAAACUAGUCAACCUCGAAUUCUUGUCGUUGCGAAAUUUCUAUCAGUUGAAGGUUCUUCCCACGGAUUUUAUAUUCUACCUCAGAAAGCUCAAGUGUCUCUAUCUUCCGUAUUACGUAGAGGCACCGAUUGUGGAAAUCGAGAUGUUGAAAGAGAUGGAGGAGUUUGAGGGGCGGCUCAAAGAUGUGUGUGAUUUUGACCGAUUUAUUCGAUCUCAAAAUAGUAAGGGGCACGCCGUUUCCUACCGUGUACAAGUCGGGAAGGUAAACUUUGAAGCGUUUAAAAACGAUAUGAACUUCAGCAGUGUGAUGUUUAGCUCGGCAGACUUUAAGACGACAAGAGAGGAGAGAGAAGUGGUUACGUUAUUGGCAAGCGACACCCAACGAUUAACAUUCCACGAGUCCGAGGGUUUAAGCAAGUGCCUUUCGGAUGACUUCAACAUUCCCAAUUCUCUUCAAAUCUUGAAAAUCGAACUCUGCCACGGAAUAGAAAGUAUUCAGAAAAACGAGCAAUCGAUCGUGUUUUCGUCUCUCAGAAGGCUUAACAUUUUUUACUGUAACAAGAUGAAGAAACUGGGGCUGCUAGGGUCGGAUUUCCCGAACCUGGAAGAAAUCCGUAUCAAAGGCUGUCCAGAUAUAGAAGACAUCAUAGUGCAAGCAGUAGAAGCAGAAGGUGAAGAAAACGUCUCUCUCCCCAAGUUGAAAACGUUAGAGUUACGUAACCUCCCGAGACUGAAGAGCAUUUGUAAGGCAACAAUGAAUUGCGGUUCCAUCGAGAGAAUUGAGUUAUGGGGAUGUCCGUUAUUAAAGAAAGUGCCUUUGUAUUUUCCUAGAGAAGUAGUCGUCGAUGGACAAACGAAUUAUUCUCGUCCGCCGUCUCUUAGAGAAAUCAAGCUACUGCAAAACGAGAGAGAAUGGUGGGGAUCGUUGGAGUGGGAUAAUGCUUCACACAAAAAUCUCCUACAACCGUUUAUUAGGUGUAGUUAAUGAAGUACUUGAUCUGAGACCAUUUCUAACAAAGUAGAGGGGUUCUCUGACUCUUGUACAAGUGUGACCAUUUUUAUGAUAUUUAUUUGGCCAAUGUUAUUUGUUUUGUUGAUUUUGUUGAUACAAGUCAAGAUACCUCAAUUUAUUAUGCAAUAAUAAUAGCUUAUCAAGUCCA
Messenger RNA from Erythranthe guttata (spotted monkey flower), 5126 nucleotides. The record is from RefSeq and is a predicted model, not a curated record. Lineage: Eukaryota; Viridiplantae; Streptophyta; Magnoliopsida; Lamiales; Phrymaceae.